CAGCAGCCCUGCUCGACCUCCAUUUCGGCCGCCUUCCGCCUUCCCUCAACAACAUCAUCCCUCUUUUUUUCCUUCCCCUCCUGUAGCCACCUACAAUUUCCAACCUGCGCUUCCUGUUUGCCGCAACCGUCUCUUCCCACGUCCACCUCUUCGAUACCCUCUUUCUCCGCGUUGAUUUUUGCAAACCACCUGCACCCACGAAACCACUCAAAGCCUCACUUUUUUCCCAAGUCGACACAACUCAGAAUCCACAAAAAUGGCCACCGAGCGUGAAAGCAAGACUUUCCUCGCCAGGCUCUGCGAGCAGGCUGAGCGCUACGAUGAGAUGGUCACCUACAUGAAGGAGGUCGCCAAGCUGGGCGGUGAGCUCACCGUCGACGAGCGCAACCUGCUCUCGGUCGCCUACAAGAACGUCGUCGGCACCCGCCGUGCCAGCUGGCGCAUCAUCUCCUCCAUCGAGCAGAAGGAGGAGUCCAAGGGCUCCGAGAAGCACGUGUCCACCAUCCGUGAAUACCGCCAGAAGAUCGAGGCCGAGCUGGAGAAGGUGUGUCAGGAUGUCCUCGACGUCCUUGACGAGUCCCUCAUCCCCAACGCCGCCUCUGGCGAGUCCAAGGUCUUCUACCACAAGAUGAAGGGUGACUACCACCGGUACCUCGCCGAGUUCGCCUCGGGCGACAAGCGCAAGGUCGCUGCCACUGCUGCCCAUGAGGCCUACAAGAGCGCCACGGAUGUUGCUCAGACCGAGCUCACGCCGACGCACCCCAUCCGCCUGGGUCUUGCGCUCAACUUCUCCGUCUUCUACUACGAGAUCCUCAACUCUCCCGACCGCGCGUGCCACCUGGCCAAGCAGGCGUUUGACGAUGCCAUCGCCGAGCUUGACUCGCUUUCGGAGGAGUCGUACCGCGACAGCACUCUUAUCAUGCAGCUGCUGCGUGACAACUUGACCCUGUGGACCUCGAACGAGACGGGCGAUGCCGAGGCCGCCCCGACGGGCACCGCCGAUGCGCCCAAGGACGAGACUGCCAAGACGGAGGAGAAGGUGGAGGGCAAGGCCGACGAGCCGGCCCCCGCUGCCGCCGCUCCCGAGUCGUAAGGGUCGCGCGAUAGCGUAUACUAUCACGAAGCAACGCAGAUUUAGCUUUUGACUCCUUGAUUCCCCUUCCCAUGGGACUGGGUUCCUAAUCGGGGUUUCCCCCUCCUGUUUGUUUUCCCCGCACCACCUUCUCGGUUGCAUUUCCGAGUUGAUAUCUCUGUUGCGACUGGGUACGUUGUGUUCUUUCGAUAAGUCAUAGGUAUGGGGGUCCUUUGGCUUGUGCCAAGACAGAGUGGCUGGUGAGGUUCAAAUGCGGCAUCGGCGGUCAUGGAGGACAGGGAGUUGGUUGUGGCAGGAUCGGACAUGCAGGACAGAUCAGUUGCCUUUCUUUUUCUUGCUCCCGUUUCCCCCCUUCAUCUCUUUUGGUCAAAUACACGGAACUGAACCGUAACCUAUGUCCCUCCCCCAUUUUUUUCGAUUCAGCAUCCCGUUAGUUAUUUGCGUCUCUCCAAGCCUGCCUCACAGUCAUAUUGCAUGCGCUUUCUGGGCCUCUCUCUGUCAACAGUGUGGCGCCCUUUCUCUUGGUGGGUAGGUGGGCGUUGACAGACAGACGGGGGAGGCGGGAUUAUGGCUGCACAGCCGUUGGGCUUUCCGAGUCUCGGCUGCCGGUGCAUUAGCCGUCUCCAGAUUCCUCUUCCUCCCCAUUUCUUUCCUCUGAGUCUUUUACUCAACAAGUCUCGUGUCUCUCUCCUCUCGUCUCAUCUGGCUUUCAGGUCUAGAAGAGAGUGUGUGGGUUGUGGGUGUUGGGAAAUUUCCUACCAAUUCCCCUGUAGGUCUGCCUAUCUUUUCCAACUUGUGGUCUGGUAUUUUCACACCCGCCCUCCACUUUACUCGAUAACGCACGCACGCCCAAGGCGAAUUAACUGUAUCCACAGAAAUCCUACAAGAAAAAAAAAUCGAAAAUGGCCUCGGCAGCAAUACUAGGCUGCCGGGCGCUGCUCAUUCUUC
This is a messenger RNA of Gaeumannomyces tritici R3-111a-1, 2041 nucleotides long. Its product is annotated as 14-3-3 family protein. The transcript has 5 exons. NCBI's taxonomy places the organism in Eukaryota, Fungi, Ascomycota, Sordariomycetes, Magnaporthales, Magnaporthaceae. The record is from RefSeq and is a predicted model, not a curated record. Gene Ontology annotation, cellular component: cytoplasm. Gene Ontology annotation, biological process: signal transduction. Bases 257 to 1093 code for a protein of 278 amino acids.